Plodia interpunctella (Indianmeal moth) is the source of this 1031-nucleotide messenger RNA. It is a transcript of the gene RpL23A, whose product is annotated as Ribosomal protein L23A. The coding region runs from base 114 to 983 and encodes 289 amino acids. Gene Ontology annotation, biological process: translation; ribosomal large subunit assembly. The record is from RefSeq and is a predicted model, not a curated record. The transcript is spliced from 5 exons. Gene Ontology annotation, molecular function: structural constituent of ribosome; rRNA binding. Lineage: Eukaryota; Metazoa; Arthropoda; Insecta; Lepidoptera; Pyralidae. Gene Ontology annotation, cellular component: cytosolic large ribosomal subunit; ribosome.
AUGAAGAAGAUUUAUGAUAACGACAACAGCGCUCAAACUUAUCAUGGACAAAAAAAAAUUCGUUCGUUCGUUUGGCAAUAGAGAACUGACAGUCCUCCAUCUUUUUUGUCACGAUGCCUCCCAAGAACCAACCAGAGAAAUCCGGGUCGAAACCCGCUGAGAAGAAGCCUGCUACUGCCAAAACUCCGGCAGCAGCGCCUAAGGCUGCGUCCACGGGCACUGCUUCUAAACCUGCAUCCGCCAAGACUCCAGCUCCAGCCCCUAAAGCGGCAGCGCCUAAAGCAGCCGCCAAGCCAGCCGCAGCUAAGCCUGCUCCUGCCAAGGCCGCAUCAGCACCAGCGGCUGCGAAGCCUGCAGAGAAGAAGGCUUCUGCUGCCCCUUCAGCCAAGCCUGGCUCAGCAAAGGCUGCUGCACUCAAAACUAAAUCUAGUGCCAAGCCUUCAGUAAAGAAAGCUGCAUCUGCUGCGAAGCCCAAGCCUAAACCAGCAGCAGCAAAGCUGAAGAUUGCACCUAAGCCCAAAAAAACUGGCAUUAAAGGACAGAAGAAGCAGGUUGUCAAGCCUGUAGCUAAAGCUCUAAAGGCACAAAGAAAGGUUGUUAAAGGUGAACAUGGAAAGAGAAUUCGAAAGAUUCGUACCUCUGUGCAUUUCCGCAGGCCCAAAACUUUUGAGCCACCGAGGCACCCUAAAUACCCAAGAAAUUCUCUGCCCAAGAGGAAUCGCAUGGAUGCUUACAACAUCAUAAAGUAUCCAUUAACCUCUGAAGCGGCCAUGAAGAAAAUUGAGGACAACAAUACUUUGGUAUUCAUUGUCCACACAAGCUCUAACAAGCACCACAUUAAGGCGGCCGUCAAGAAAUUAUAUGACAUCAAUGUUGCCAAAGUCAACACCCUCAUCAGGCCCGAUGGUAAGAAGAAGGCGUACGUCCGCCUUACGAGGGAUCAUGAUGCAUUAGAUGUAGCCAACAAAAUCGGCAUCAUAUAAACAGACGGUUUAUUUUAUUUUAUAAGAAUAAAAAUUACAUAAAAACAA